UCUGGCAAACGUCAUAUGCAGCCUGUUAUUGAGGAGAAUGCUGCUGACUUGCCUGUGGGUGAACUGUUGCAUAGAGCCAACAGAGGCAUCGUUCCUGGACCUGAUGAGCCCACGCUAAUAGAUGAUAUUGCUGUGAAUGAAAAAAAUGCUGAUCCCUGCACGGCCAACGAUUGCCUCUGGAACCAGUCUGGCGACGGCAAUAUCUGGAUACCUUAUGUCAUUGCCGACCACUACUCCUCCAGUGAGAAAGAGAUCAUUAAGCGUGGUCUGGACUCUUUCACUGAUAUCUCCUGUGUCCGUUUCUUCCCUCGUAACAAUGAGAGAGACUACAUCAGCAUUGAGUCCCGCAGUGGAUGCUAUUCAUAUGUUGGUCGUCAGGGUUACGGCCAGGUUCUGUCUCUGGCUCGAAGUGGCUGUAUUUACCACAGUACUAUCCAGCAUGAGCUGCUCCAUGCACUUGGCUUUAACCACGAGCAAACCCGCAGUGACCGCGACAGUUACAUUAAAAUUGUCUGGGAGAACAUCCUAGAAGACAAAAAACACAACUUUAACAAAAUCGACACCCUAAACCAGGGAACUUCCUAUGACUAUGGCUCUGUGAUGCAGUACGAGAGAUAUGCCUUCUCAAAGAAUGGCAAUCCCACUAUGGUCCCUAUUCCAAACAGCAAUGUUCAGCUGGGAGGAGCUACUCAGAUGAGCCAGAAUGACAUCAACAGACUUAACAGACUCUACAAUUGUAAAAGUAGACCUUAACAGCGCCCUCCACCCUGACAUGCACGAAGGAAAACAUACAGAAAAAAUCGAAACUGCCCUGUCUCUCUGAUGGGUGUUGUUUGUGCUUAAACGGCAUCACUUUAUCAGUUUGUAAUAAGUAAAAUAACACCUUAAUAAAGCUUUAAUGACAGAGAACAUCA
Misgurnus anguillicaudatus (oriental weatherfish) is the source of this 914-nucleotide messenger RNA. The record is from RefSeq and is a predicted model, not a curated record. NCBI's taxonomy places the organism in Eukaryota, Metazoa, Chordata, Actinopteri, Cypriniformes, Cobitidae.